Molecule: messenger RNA, 363 nt
Organism: Gossypium raimondii (Peruvian cotton)
Lineage: Eukaryota; Viridiplantae; Streptophyta; Magnoliopsida; Malvales; Malvaceae
Exons: 2
Coding region: 1-363 (120 amino acids)
Source: RefSeq, a predicted model, not a curated record
AUGUCACCUUACAGGGUUGUUUUUGGGAAGGCAUGUCAUCUUCCCGUUGAGCUUGAGCAUAAAUCAUUCUGGGCUAUUAAGCAGUGCAAUUUGGAUUUUAGUUUGGCAGGUGAAGAGCGCAAGUUGAAGCUGCAAGAAUUAGAGGAGUUGCGCCUAGAAGCGUAUGACAAUUCGGUCAUCUACAAAGUUAAAAUCAAGGUGGCUUGGUCCAUUUAUAAUAACCGAGGUGCAUCAUCAUGGGGAAUCGAAAUUAGGAGCCUCGAAAUUAAUAAAAUUUUCAAAGUGAAUGGUCACAGGUUGAAGCAUUUUCAUGAAGGAGAGCAAGCAACUUGGUUGGAGGAGAUCAAUCUUGAGGAUCCAUGA